Molecule: messenger RNA, 1663 nt
Organism: Malania oleifera
Lineage: Eukaryota; Viridiplantae; Streptophyta; Magnoliopsida; Santalales; Ximeniaceae
Product: tyrosine decarboxylase-like
Exons: 1
Coding region: 1-1632 (543 amino acids)
Biological process (GO): amino acid metabolic process
Molecular function (GO): carboxy-lyase activity; pyridoxal phosphate binding
Source: RefSeq, a predicted model, not a curated record
AUGAACAGCCCAAAAACCAACCAUAAUUUACUUGAAAACAAUCACUCCUCCAUAUUCAACCCACUAGACUCCCAAGAAUUUAGGAGGCAAGGCCACCUGAUCAUUGACUUCCUUGCUGAUUACUAUCAAAGCAUUGAGCAAUACCCAGUUCAAAGCCAAGUCCGACCGGGCUAUCUCCAACCUCGCUUGCCGGAAUCCGCCCCCCAGGAUCCCGAACCCGUGGAAGCAAUCCUCCAAGACGUGAAGGAUCACAUUAUUCCAGGUUUAACCCACUGGCAAAGCCCUAACUUCUUCGCUUACUUUCCGUCUAGCGGUAGCACCGCCGGGUUUCUCGGCGAAAUGCUUAGCACCGGGUUUAACAUCGUCGGUUUCAACUGGGCGUCAUCGCCCGCGGUGACCGAGCUCGAGAUGAAAGUCAUGGACUGGCUUGGCAAGCUGCUCAAGCUCCCGGAAUCAUUUCUGUUCUCGGGCAACGGCGGCGGUGUGUUACAAGGUACCACCUGCGAAGCCAUCUUAUGUACCAUUGUCGCCGCCAGAGAUCAAAUGCUAAGCCGAGUUGGAAGACAGAACCUGGAGAAGCUGGUCGUAUACGGAUCGGAUCAGACCCAUUGCGGGGUCCAAAAAGCGGCUCGGAUCGCAGGACUCAACCCUAAAAAUAUUCGGUCCAUUAGGACCACGAAGGCAACCGCGUUCGGGCUCUCCCCGGACUCCCUCAGACACGCAAUCCUUUCCGACUUAGACGCCGGGUUCAUCCCGCUGUUUCUCUGCGCCACCGUCGGAACUACCGCCUCGACUGCCGUGGACCCAGUGGGGCCGCUGUGUGCCAUUGCGAAAGACUACAACGUAUGGGUUCACGUAGAUGCCGCGUACGCUGGGAGCGCCUGCAUAUGCCCGGAGUUCCGGCAUUUCCUCGACGGCGUCGAAGGAGCAAACUCCUUCAGUCUCAACGCCCAUAAAUGGCUGUUAACGAACCUGGAUUGUUGCUGCCUAUGGGUGAAGGAUCCAACUGCCCUCAUCAAAGUCUUGUCCACAAAUCCAGAGUAUUUGAAGAACAAAGCAAGCGAGUCCAAACAAGUUGUAGACUACAAAGACUGGCAGAUAGCACUGAGCAGGAGGUUUCGAGCGAUGAAGCUAUGGCUGGUGCUUCGGAGCUGCGGCGUCGGGAAUCUCAGGAACUUUCUGAGGAAGCAUGUGAGAAUGGCGAAGCGUUUUGAGCGGCUGGUGGGGAUGGACCAGCGGUUCGAGGUUGUGGUCCCUACCAACUUCGCUACGGUGUGUUUUAGGCUUUUGCCGCUGUCGUGCGGUGCUGAGAACUGCGCCGCCGUAAAUGGUGGCCGGAAGAAUAUUGUUGACGAUGGUGAGGAGGAGGAAGAAGGGAGGGAGUUGAACAGGAGGUUAUUGGAAGCAAUGAACGGGUCGGGGCGCGUGUACAUGACGCAUGCGGUAGUUGGGGGCAAGUACGUGAUUAGGUUUGCCAUUGGGGCAACGCUUACGGAGGAUCGGCACCUGACCAUGGCGUGGAAGGUGGUGCAGCAGCAUGCACAUUGCAUUCUGAGUAGCUUUCCGUACAGGGAAGGUGCCAGCGCCGGUGGAAAACUGGAAAGUGGGGUGAAAUGCAGCAAGGUGAACUAAUUCGUUAGCUGGGAUAUCCUAAUAUUGUGGA